AUGAUCACAACCAAAUUUACAUUGCAAAAUUAUGUUAGAUCUUGCACUUUGAUUUCUAAUAAUCAAAAUCCAAUACGUUUAAUGCUGAAUCCUAAUACAAAGUUUAAUGACAUAAUAAAAUUGAUUUAGAUAGUUUGGAGAUAAAAUGUUUAGUAAUUAAGACUCUUUUUGAUCGAUGGAACUGAAAUUGAAGAAAAAGAUUUAAUAAACAUAAAAAAAGGUACAAACCUGUAUGCUCAUUUAAAGAAUGAUGAUAAUGAGUUAAUUAAUUUAAAGUUAGAGUAUGACAUAAUAAAAAAGGUUGGAGAAGGUGGAUAAGGAAAGGUAUUUUUAGGAAAGCGUAAAGGAACACAAGAAUUAGUGGCUAUAAAGAAAAUAAGCUCUUCAACUUGGUAAAAUUAAGAUUUAGAGAGAUUAGAAUAGGAAUCUCUAAUCCUAAAAUAGUUAGAUCAUAAAAACAUAGUAAAAUUACAUGAUAAAGUUGUAUAUUCAAGUUAAAAACAAGUCUUAAUGAUAAUGGAAUAUUUAUAUGGAGGAUCUCUAUUAGCACAAGCAAAUUGUAAUAUUAUAUUGAAAUUGUAGCUUAAUUAUCUGAAGUUGAAGCUAAACAUUUCUGUAGAUAAGUUGUAGAUGCUAUUGCUUAUUGUCAUGAGAAAAGAAUUGUCCAUUGUGAUUUAAAAUUAGAAAAUAUAAUGCUUUAAUCUCUCUCUUGUAAAGAAGUAAUAAAUUUAUAAAUAUUUAAUUAGAUAAAAAUAAUUGAUUUUGGAGUUUCGAAUUAUGCUGGAUAACCUUUGAUAACAGAAAAUGUAGUUGGAACAUUAUCAUAUUUGGCUCCAGAAGUUCUAUCUCCUACAUAUAAAUAUAUUUAUCCACCAUAAGAUAUAUGGGCUGUUGGUUGUAUCAUAUAUGGAUUGGUUUUUGGUAAACUACCAUUUGAUGGCAGCAGUCCUUCAGAAACAUAUCGAAAUAUCCUUUAAUGUAAUUAUUAAAUUCCUAAAAAAAAUGUAUCUAAGGAACUUUUACACUUAUUGAGUAUAAUUUUUGUAAUCAGUCCAAAAGAAAGAGCAAAUAUAUUUGAUAUUUAAUCUCAUAAUUGGUUCAAAGAAAAUGCAAAGAUAUUUAAAUUAAAUUUAAGUGGAUGUAAUAUUCGUAUUGGAAGAUCUUCUAGUGUUGCAAAAAUGCACUCAUCACGUAAAUCAAAUGAUGAAGAUUAAAGAUUAGUUAUUAGUCAUAGGAAAAUUGUCUAAAGUAGAAGAUCUGUUACUAGACUUGAUAAAGUCUCAUUUUUAACAAAAAUUAAAUGA
This is a messenger RNA of Paramecium sonneborni, 1304 nucleotides long. The record is from the annotation of a GenBank genome assembly. Lineage: Eukaryota; Ciliophora; Oligohymenophorea; Peniculida; Parameciidae.